This is a messenger RNA of Drosophila busckii, 769 nucleotides long. RefSeq names its product succinate dehydrogenase [ubiquinone] cytochrome b small subunit, mitochondrial-like. Gene Ontology annotation, molecular function: heme binding; ubiquinone binding. The record is from RefSeq and is a predicted model, not a curated record. Gene Ontology annotation, biological process: tricarboxylic acid cycle; mitochondrial electron transport, succinate to ubiquinone. The coding region runs from base 73 to 669 and encodes 198 amino acids. NCBI's taxonomy places the organism in Eukaryota, Metazoa, Arthropoda, Insecta, Diptera, Drosophilidae. The transcript has 2 exons. Gene Ontology annotation, cellular component: membrane; mitochondrial envelope.
AACAUUAGUGAUUCAUAUAAGCUUUAUUUUUAUUAAACGUACUAUUUUGCUAGUAUAAUUGUUUAGAUAAAAAUGUUUUCUGUGUUGCGUCGCAAUGCGGUUUGCAAAACGGCAGCAAAUUAUAUAAAAUUGUCGCGUUUUGUAGCACCACGGAGCUACGUCACUAUCGUAGGCCAAGCACAGCGACAGGCUUUCUUUAAGCCUGCUUUAGAAGCAGGCAGAAGUGUAACGAAUUUGCAGGCUGUUAUUGUGCGUCCAAUUUCAAUUAGCGCAGCUCGUCUGGCUGCCGCAGAAGGUUCCAAUCAUGUGGGUUUGUGGACUGUCGAAAGGAUUCUAGUUACUUCAAUGUUGGCGAUUCUACCUUGUGCGUUUAUUUAUCCAUCUCGUCUUAUGGAUCUUCUGUUGGCUCUGUCUGCAAUUAUGCACUCUCAUUGGGGCAUGGAAGUUAUUAUUGUGGACUAUCUGCGUCCAAAUGUGGUAGGCCAUGUGCUACCCAAGCUGGCGCAUGUCCUGCUUGUGAUGGUGUCUGUGGGUGCAUUUAUAGGAAUGUUUGAGUUGAUCAAGAAGGACGAUGGCUUAGCCAAGGGCCUAAUGAAAAUCUGGGAUGUUAAAUUCAAGGAAAAGCCAGCAGAAAAGCCCGACGAUAAAGACAAGAAAAAGAAGAAGUAAUUGGCUAGUUGACAUAAGAUAUUAUGAAAUUCUAUGUGUAUGCACUAUAAAAAACAUUGUAUUUAAUAUACAAAACCUUUAAAGUUAUUGCACUAAUUUA